Molecule: messenger RNA, 1268 nt
Organism: Boleophthalmus pectinirostris (great blue-spotted mudskipper)
Lineage: Eukaryota; Metazoa; Chordata; Actinopteri; Gobiiformes; Gobiidae
Gene: fam50a
Product: family with sequence similarity 50 member A
Exons: 13
Coding region: 133-1131 (332 amino acids)
Biological process (GO): chromatin organization
Cellular component (GO): nucleus
Source: RefSeq, a predicted model, not a curated record
UGUUGUUGUGGUCUCCGCGGAGUCUGCCCUGUUCGGUGCGCCUCUAAACACGAUUGAACUUAAAUUUCAGCGUUAUUUUCCUUAUUUUACCUCUGAUUUUGAGUAAGUGGACGUCGGGAGCCACAGGGAGCCAUGGCGCAGUAUAAAGGAGCUGCCAGUGAGGCCGGGAGAGCCAUGCAGCUGAUGAAGAAGAGAGAGAAAGAACGAGAACAACUCGAGCAGCUCAAGCAGAAAAUAGCUGAAGACAACAUGGUCAAGUCCAACAUUGAUAAAAAAUUCUCAGCUCAUUAUGAUGCUGUGGAGGCAGAGCUCAAGUCCAGUACAGUUGGCCUGGUGACACUGAACGAUAUGAAGGCCAAACAGGAGGCCCUGGUGAAAGAGAGAGAGAAGCAGCUCGCCAAGAAGGAGCAGUCCAAAGAGCUCCAGCUCAAACUUGAGAAGCAGAAAGAGAAGAAACGAAAAGAGGAGCAGAAACGAAAGAUUGCCAGUUUGUCUUUUAACCCUGAAGAUGAGGAAGAUGAAGAGGAGGAAGGGGAGGAGGAUGAGCUGGAGGACUUUCCAGCCAAAAAGAAGAAACUGGGGAAAAAUCCAGAUGUGGACACCAGUUUUCUGCCAGAUCGAGACAGAGAGGAGGAGGAGAAUCGGCUGAGAGAGGAGCUGAGACAGGAGUGGGAGCUGAAGCAAGAGAAAAUCAAAAAUGAGGAGAUUGAAAUCACCUUCAGUUACUGGGAUGGGUCUGGACAUCGAAAGACUGUAAAAAUGAAGAAAGGAAACACCAUUCAGAACUUUCUACAAAAAGCUCUUGAAGUUCUCAGAAAGGACUUCAGUGAACUCCGGUCUGCUGGCGUGGAGCAGCUUAUGUACAUAAAAGAGGAUCUGAUAAUCCCACAUCAUCACAGUUUUUACGACUUCAUUGUAACCAAAGCCAGAGGCAAAUCAGGCCCCCUCUUCAGUUUUGAUGUUCACGAUGACAUACGACUGGUUAACGACGCCACCGUGGAGAAAGAUGAGUCACAUGCUGGAAAAGUGGUUCUGAGAAGCUGGUAUGAGAAGAACAAGCAUAUCUUUCCUGCAAGUCGCUGGGAGCCCUACGAUCCUGAGAAGAAAUGGGACAAAUACACAAUCCGGUGAAAGCAGUCGCCCUCCUGGAGUUGGGAGCUAGGACUUUUGCUGUUGAAAAUAACAUUCAACUGUCUCAUUACUUGUAUCAUUAUAAUUCUUAUGUAAAUACCUGUUUUGUGAUCAAUAAAGCAAAAUUACCCUCUGGA